Molecule: messenger RNA, 15445 nt
Organism: Pocillopora meandrina
Lineage: Eukaryota; Metazoa; Cnidaria; Anthozoa; Scleractinia; Pocilloporidae
Source: the annotation of a GenBank genome assembly
AUGGGAGACAUGUCUACAGAUCAAGAUGCUAAAGGGGCUGGACAAGGCGUUAUAAACCAAACUCAGAAGAGUUCGAAUGAGUUGUACAAGUAUGUCGACCUAAACGGCGGUGGGUGUCUUGUUGAAGCAUUCAGGAGAGCUCAGGCAAGGAAGGACUUCACUGAGGUAGAAGAACUCAUCGAGGGAUUUCGUGAGAAGUUUUUGUACAACAAUGGGGCUGGAAAGGACGUCGAUAUAGAAGAACUUGUUCAAUGGAGACUAAAGAGUCGCAAGGUUCAAAAACCAUCUAAGAGAGAAAGCUCUUUGAAGGCUUGCUUUACUAAAUGUUCAAAUCGAGUGGAGGAUACGAUCGAAGCCGUUGGAACAGAUCAUUAUGCAAUGAAAACUGAGAACAUUGGUACGUACGGUUCAUGCAUUAUUUCAUUUAUUAAUCAUGUUUUAUUGUCUCUAAAGUACAGUUCUGCAGAAAUUGUUUUUAAACUAUACGGACAUCAGUUUGUCCAUAUAAAAGUAUUUUUGAGUAAUACAGACCUUAUGUUUUUCUCAUAUGAAGCGUUACGCUGAUAGAAACAAAUGUUUAAAGUAUUCAUGAUCUCACGUUGCGCCUCAUUACUUUGUAUUAGCUUGGGACCUUGUACCUGAUGCCUGAAUGAGGUCAUAAUUGAACAUAUUGUAUGAAAUAGGUCAAAAGUCAUGUUGAUUCAGAGAUUCAGAAGCAGAUGCAGAUGAAAUUUAAACAUGCUGAUUGCCAUUUCAUCUAUUGGUGACCAGAAUUUUCAUUUUGCUUGCUAGCAUGCUACUAACUUGAAGUCUUGUUAAUAAUGUUCUUCCUGUAAAUGACAGCGCCGAACACUUUGCACCCUCACAUCAGUAUGUAUAUUCUCCAUAUUGUUCUCCAUACUUUUCCAAAGAUGCUGACAAGAAUCUAGAGUUUCUUUAGUUGAUGAUCAUUUCCUUUAUUUUUGUGACCCUAUUGUGAUUUAUGGUGAUAUUUUAAGGAGAAGUUAGGCUCAAAGCAAACAGUAAAAUACAUUAAGAUUAAAACCUAGAGACUGAGAGAGGUUGGAAACCUUUCUUGCAAGCAUUAUAAUGUGUCAGGAGCAAUAAGAUAGCUAGGACUCAGUUUCAACUAAAACAAUUCUUUGAAUUCAAGUGAUUUUUUCAUCAACAAAUCGAACUGCACACACCUAAAGCAGCUACUUUUGUUUAUUAUAUUCUAGGAUCUAAUAGCACACGUUUUUUUGUUUGUUACAGAGAGUACGACAAGAUCUGUUUGCUGGGAUAUCAACCAACGUGCUGCUGUGGGAGAAAAUGUCCUUCACUUGUGUUUUCUGAAUGCAACUCAAGUGCACUAUGAUAUAGCCAAGUUAAUCAUAAAGAAAUUCCCUUCUCUUGUCAAUGAUAUUUAUAUCAGUGAUGAGUUUUAUGGUGAGAUGAAUAUCAUUUCAUAGUUAUUCUACCACUCAAAACAUGUAACUAAGUAUUAUUCUUAAAUAAGCUGUCACUAGGAUUUUGAAUUGAAGCACUUUUACUUAUGUUUACCAUAUUUCCUUGAAUAAGUGUGCACGCUCUAAUAAACACCCUCUCUCUGUCUCAAUUUAGCUCCCACUCCUUUAGACCAUAAUGUUAAUCAAGUGCUUCUCUCAAAUAAAUGCUCCCUGCCAUCCACACUUUCUUUAAUAGUAGGGAUACAGGGAAAACCUGUUACUGUUACCAGCUUUAACUAUUAUUAUUUUUAAGUUUCAACUACAGCAAAAUCAGCAGAGGAGAAUAGUUUCUGUUCUGUAAAGUCACUCCUAGUUAUUCUAUAUCCAUGUGCUUGCUGAGUUCCUUUAUGUGUGUUAUUGGUUCUAUUAAUUUUUGUCCUAUUGGCACACUGACUUAAUGAGGCCCCUCCCCCCUCCCUAGAUUAAACACCCGCCUUGCAAUAAGCACCCCUGAUAAGAUUGGUGAGGCUUGAUAUUUUGGUGCAGGUGCGUGGCGUGACGUUGUUAAAACCUAAACAGCUUGAAGCUCAUAUAUAUGUGAUUAUACACACGUGUUAUAGCUUAAGGAUUUGUGCUCCUAGGUGAAAGUGCCUUGCACAUGGCAAUUGUCAAUGAAAAUCAACAUAUGGUUCAUAUUCUGUGCAAGAAUGGUGCAGACAUACAUGAACGUGCCUACGGAGCUUUCUUUUGUCCUGAAGAUCAACGAAAAUCAAGAAAAGAUCGUGCAGGGCAGGAGACUAUUGUUCUUACUGAUGAGACAAAUUAUGAAAGGUACAUAAGAAAGCAGAGUUUUUCUGUAGAUUAUUAUUUUUUUAUUAAGUGUAACUGUGUUUGUCUUAAAGUUUUAGUUAUUAAUAACUCUUAAAAUUAUCUUUCCCCCUCAGUUGUAUUACAGCAAUCUAAAAAAAAAUGGAAGAUGAACAUAAAGCAAUUGAAAUAUUAAUCUUAAUGAUAAUUAAAAUAAUUAUGAUUAUUGGUAGUAAAUGAGAAUUAGUUUGAUGAUCAUAUACAGGAAAAAUUAUACAUGUCUGAUUGGCUGAAAAUGGGUGAAUUUUUCAUGUAACACGAGGGCAAAAUUGUAACACAAGUGCAAAGCUGCAACACAAGUGUGAAUAACAAACAGUGUGUUGUGCCAAAAUUGCUUGUGUCGCGACUUUCUCUAAUUCGUUUAUCAUGGAAAUUAUUAACAACUAACAUCAUUAUUUCUUGCACAAUUAAUUGAUGUAAAUAAAAACUUGUAAGUUUUUCAGAGACUACAAAUUGUACUUGCCCUAUGAGCUCAAGACAUGUAAUUUUGUUAUGUUUGAAAAAUUUACUUGUGCAUAUAAACACCAAAUUGUACUGGCAAUCAUAUUGUUUCCUAUACUUGUUUGAAUCCCUAAAACAGUAUACAGCACAUGUAUGAUUUUUUAAGAAAGAAACCAAUUACAAGUGCACUUUGCUUCAUUGUAAAUUAACAGAGAAUUGGUAUGAUGUUACAAAACAUGUUCUUGGUUUACACUUAAAUUUUGUAAGUUGUAAAAUGUCCUUUGUUUCUUACAGCAACACUUAUUUUGGAGAAUAUCCAUUGUCUUUUGCUGCAUGUCUUGGUUUAGAGGAUAUGGUGCGAUAUUUCAUAGUCAAAGGGGCGUGUCCCAAUAAACAGGACACAAAUGGCAAUACUGUUCUUCAUAUGAUGGUUAUUCAUAAUAGAAUGGUAUGUAAAUAAUCCCUUGUUCACAUUUACCUGAUUAGUAAUAGGGUAGCAGUACAACAAGAGAAGCCAAGGGAUUAAGUCUUUUUACAAAAAUGGUCAAUUUGCAACAUUUGACUGAAUUGCUGAAUUGGAUAUGGUGUUGGUUCUAAACUUAACAAAACCAAGAUUUGUGUUACCAACAGAAGAGGAAAUGAUAUGAUCUCAGCUUUGAUACUAAUUAUAUACAGAGUACUGAUUGUUAUGAGCAGGGAAAAAUGUGCAAUAUCACUGAUUUCAACCUAAGGAGAAAGACCUUUCUGGGUGUCAAUAAGAGGUGUUAACUGUAUUCUAGGGCCAUUUAUAAGACUUCUUGAUACUGUCUGUUAAACUUGCCAGCAAGCUCUAAGUUGUGUUUGGGUUUUGCUCUACUACACAUUACUCCAUUAGCAGCUGCUUAUGGAAAAUUUUAUUGAAACACCUGAAAAUCCAUAUCAUGCCAGAAAUGGCUGAAAAGGAGACCUAAUAUUGCAGUUUAUGGAGCAUUUUUGUGUUGCAAGUACAUUCAUUCUGAUUUUUUUGCCAACAACGCCUAUUUUACUUGAUAAUUAUAAUUUAUUAAUGUCAAGUAGAGAGAGUGCUAUACAUAUUGGUAAUAAAGCCUACACAUGAUUGAGGAAAGUUUCAAUUGCAACAGAGAAGAACACUCUUCGCUCAAGUGUUUAUUUUUGAUUAAUCAACAGCUUCUGGAGAAUUGAAACAACCUUUAAGUUUGUAUUGCAUUCUUCUAUAUGACUUAAUGCAUUGCUGAAGAAUUUCCAAUAAUUAUUUUUAGUUUUCAGAUUUUGUAAAAUUGUUUCACUGUAAAUCUGGAACAAAACUAGAUCUUUAAGAACCAAGCCAACUUCUCGAGUACAAAAGAGUACUUAUUUGAAUGCUGUUGAACAUUUGCAGGACAUGUAUGACCUAAUUUUUGAUUAUGGAUGCCACUGUGCUUGUCAGUGUGGAAAACCACUUAACACUGUUAUGAACAACAUGGGCUUGACACCUCUGACCCUUGCUGCUAAACUGGCUCGCAAAGAGGUAAAUUUGUUAUUUUGAGGAUAUGCACGAUAAGUACAUUGCAUGAAGUUGUAAAUGUAUAGUCAUGAGUUUGUCUGAGUUUAUUAUUACCGGUAAUUAUUAACAAUGCAUCUACAUAAAUGUAUGUGGAAUAAAAUAUUUAAUUUGUUCUUGUUUGAUAUCCUUGGUAGAUGUUUCAUCACAUUUUGACACGAGAGAGAGACGUGUUUUGGAAAUAUGGUGAAGUGACAUGUGCUGCAUUCUCUCUGAAAGAUCUUGAUACAGUGAGAUUUUUUUUCAUAAUGUCUUAUAAUGAUCAUUCGUCUUUGUAGAAAGAUUUAAGAGUCCUCUGCAUUACCUUACAUUUUGUAGGUUUUCCAUAUCAACCAUAAUUUUCAUUUCCAUAUUUAUGGCCCUUCCUGAAAGGCUAAUUCAAAGACCUGUAAUUUAAUUAGCCCCUUAAAAUUUUCCUGUUAAAAAUUAGAAUGAUAAGAAGAAAAACCAAGACUCUUACUAUGAUUGUUAACCAGGGGACAGGUCAUUAUUUAUGUAGAGGGGGAGGGAGGGAAAAUAUGUUGGAAAGAUUAAAAUUUCUGUAGCCCCUCCCCCCUUCAGGCCAUGUGAAUAACAAGUGACCCCCCUUCUUUUUUCAAUGUUUAUGUGAUGACCCCCCUUACCUCAUAUCUCCUCUUACAUUCCUGCAAUUACUUGACCCUCCCUAACCUGUACCGUUUUCAUUUCCUAACUUGAAUCUUUUUCAAUCCCAUGAAGGUUUCAGUUUAAACUCUGAUAAACCUGUAUAUCUCAAUUGUCAAAAUUGAUAACUGUUACGUUGGUCAAAUAAUGCUGAUCAAUGUCAGUAUCUGAGCAAUUAUGCACCAAUCCCCUCCCUGAACCCAACAAGUCAACUGAUAACAAUUUAGGUUUAAUGUUGUGUUAGGAGUCACGGUAGAUGUGUAGCAUUGAUUCAAUAAUGUUUGUUGUAAUUUUAUGUACUCUUGCCAAUUUUUUAGCUGACAACAGAAGGCCAGAUAAAUGAGAAAUGUGCAUUAAACCUUAUUACACAUGAGGUAUGAAUGAGUAGACUUGUGUGUGACUGAAUAAAACUGAGAAGAGGAUGAUUAUUUUACCACUCAUGGUACAUAGUGCAACCUGUAUUCAGUGGACAAUUCUCUUUAAAAUUGUGUGGAGGCAGCCUUUAGAAGGAUCAGAGCUUGAUUAUUUUUUCCUGAGUUUGAUUGUGGUUAAGAUUACAUGGUGUGAUAUUCAAAGUUUUGUUCCAAGCUGAUAAUUUUAAAUUUCUCUGAUAAUAAGGCUACCAAAACACCAGAUUUGAAAGGUUGCAUGUUUCACACCUUAAGGGUCCCGUAUCAAGGUUACCAGUAACAAUGAACUUAAACUGCAUUCAUCAGAUGUUCUGUUUAUAGGGGAUACUAACAAUGGUCUUGUAGGCAUUUGCACAAUACAGGUUUCAGCAAAUAUACUUUGUUCAUUGAUUAAUGCACUAAUCAAUGCAUAGCUUCAACAUUCCCCCCAGCAACCCCCUUGGCAUUUGAACUUUAUAAGAUUGGUUUGUUCAAAUUCCCGUGGGUUUGUUUGGAAAUGGACAGGGAGGGGGGUGUUGAUAUAUAUGAAAGGAUGAAUAGUAAAGGAUUAACAUGCAUUUUGAUUGAGUGUAGUAGAUUCAUGCUAGUAUAAAAGUUUCAUAUUAAGAAGAUGUCAUUGAGAACUGAACAGUAUAAAAGCAAAAGUGCUUGGAGUGUGGGAUAUCACUGGUGUAAUGUAUUGCAACAUUAUCGCAAUAUUAGAUCAUGGCCUUGAAGAAGAUGUAGUAUUUAACUUACAAUUAGAUUCAUUUGUGAGCUCAAGAUCCCUGUUACAUGGUAGUUGAUGAGGAAAAAACCCAAAACACCUACCAGGCUCGUAUUUUUGUGUUUCAUUUUUGUUUACUACCACAUACUGUCUGGCUAUUCACUGUCUACCAUGGACUGGAGUGUGAGUGGCUUAGCUAAUCAGAUGGCAGCAUUUUUGAUUGAACAGUAGUAGAUUCACACUUAGUUUUAAUUAUAGUUAGACAACCCUCUUUAAUAAUAGUUAUAGAUAGAUAACUCUCUUUAGUAAUAAUUAUAGUUAGACAAACCUCUUUAAUAAUAGUUAUAGAUAGAUAACUCUCUUUAGUAAUAAUUAUAGUUAGACAAACCUCUUUAAUAAUAGUUAUAGAUAGAUAACUCUCUUUAGUAAUAAUUAUAGUUAGACAAACCUCUUUAAUAAUAGUUAUAGAUAGAUAACUCUCUUUAGUAAUAAUUAUAGUUAGACAAACCUCUUUAAUAAUAGUUAUAGAUAGAUAACUCUCUUUAGUAAUAAUUAUAGUUAGACAACCCUCUUUAAUAAUAGUUAUAGAUAGAUAACUCUCUUUAGUAAUAAUUAUAGUUAGACAACCCUCUUUAAUAAUAGUUAUAGAUAGAUAACUCUCUUUAGUAAUAAUUAUAGUUAGACAACCCUCUUUAAUAAUAGUUAUAGAUAGAUAACUAUUUAGUAAUAAUUAUAGUUAGACAAACCUCUUUAAUAAUAGUUAUAGAUAGAUAAACUCUCUUUAGUUAUAAUUAUAGUUAGACAAACCUCUUUAAUAAUAGUUAUAGAUAGAUAACUCUCUUUAGUAAUAAUUAUAGUUAGACAAACCUCUUUAAUAAUAGUUAUAGAUAGAUAACUCUCUUUAGUAAUAAUUAUAGUUAGACAACCCUCUUUAAUAAUAGUUAUAGAUAGAUAACUCUCUUUAGUAAUAAUUAUAGUUAGAUAAACCUCUUUAAUAAUAGUUAUAGAUAGAUAACUCUCUUUAGUAAUAAUUAUAGUUAGACAACCCUCUUUAAUAAUAGUUAUAGAUAGAUAACUCUCUUUAGUAAUAAUUAUAGUUAGAUAAACCUCUUUAAUAAUAGUUAUAGAUAGAUAACUCUCUUUAGUAAUAAUUAUAGUUAGACAAACCUCUUUAAUAAUAGUUAUAGAUAGAUAACUCUCUUUAGUAAUAAUUAUAGUUAGACAACCCUCUUUAAUAAUAGUUAUAGAUAGAUAACUCUCUUUAGUAAUAAUUAUAGUUAGAUAAACCUCUUUAAUAAUAGUUAUAGAUAGAUAACUCUCUUUAGUAAUAAUUAUAGUUAGACAAACCUCUUUAAUAAUAGUUAUAGAUAGAUAACUCUCUUUAGUUAUAAUUAUAGUUAGAUAAACCUCUUUAAUAAUAGUUAUAGAUAGAUAACUCUCUUUAGUUAUAAUUAUAGUUAGACAACCCUCUUUAAUAAUAGUUAUAGAUAGAUAACUCUCUUUAGUAAUAAUUAUAGUUAGACAAACCUCUUUAAUAAUAGUUAUAGAUAGAUAACUCUCUUUAGUAAUAAUUAUAGUUAGACAAACCUCUUUAAUAAUAGUUAUAGAUAGAUAACUCUCUUUAGUAAUAUUAUUAGACAACCCUCUUUAAUAAUAGUUAUAGAUAGAUAACUCUCUUUAGUAAUAAUUAUAGUUAGAUAAACCUCUUUAAUAAUAGUUAUAGAUAGAUAACUCUCUUUAGUAAUAAUUAUAGUUAGACAAACCUCUUUAAUAAUAGUUAUAGAUAGAUAACUCUCUUUAGUAAUAAUUAUAGUUAGAUAAACCUCUUUAAUAAUAGUUAUAGAUAGAUAACUCUCUUUAGUUAUAAUUAUAGUUAGAUAAACCUCUUUAAUAAUAGUUAUAGAUAGAUAACUCUCUUUAGUAAUAAUUAUAGUUAGAUAAACCUCUUUAAUAAUAGUUAUAGAUAGAUAACUCUCUUUAGUAAUAAUUAUAGUUAGAUAAACCUCUUUAAUAAUAGUUAUAGAUAGAUAACUCUCUUUAGUAAUAAUUAUAGUUAGAUAACCCUCUUUAAUAAUAGUUAUAGAUAGAUAACUCUCUUUAGUAAUAAUUAUAGUUAGAUAAACCUCUUUAAGUGAUGUAUGUCAGUCUGCUUUUGAUGUUUUAUGGCAGGAAUCAGUAUCACACUUGGUCCUAUUUGAUGGAAUCCUACACAAUUUGCUCAAAGAGAAAUGGAAGCAUGCCUGUCGUUAUAGGUGUGUAAAACUAAGGCAUAUUCCAUUGCCAGUGUUAAUAAUCAUGCGUGUACCACACUGUAUCAUACAUUUUGAUACAUAAAAUGUACAGUACCUAAGGGUACUCCAAAAAAAUUUUUUUUUGGGACCGCUCAUGUAUAUAUCCUUGCCAAUACCAAAUUUAUGGUACAACAAAUGUGGGUAUUUGGGUUUCAUUCACAGAGAUGAUCCCACUCAUAGCUAAUGCUGGUUGAAAAAAAAAGAAGCAUUUACUGGUGACUUGCAUUGCAUAUAUCAGUAAACUCACUUUCUUUACAUUAGUCACUAAAUGGAUCAAACUACACCUCCUUUAACCCUCUAACUCCCAGAUCAGAUUUGUAAUUCUCCUUACUGUCAACCAUACAAUUCUUACAAUGUUGGUUCAGAGAAUUUAGUGUUGGAUGGACUAAUUAUCCCCAAAUUUAUAUUUUUCUUUAUUCUCAUCACUUAUCUGGUUGAAAUUGUAUUGAUAUUGUAAGGAGAAAUUCUGUCUUGUUCACUCAUGGGAGUUAAAGGGUUAAAGGGUUAAAAGCUGCCAAGGUUAUAUUCCCUUCCCUUUAAAGCAUCUCCAUUAAGUCAUGAAAUCUGUUGAACUAGCUCUGUACUACCCAUAACUAUCACACCAGGUAAAAAGUUGUUAACUUGUUGUAAUAUCUCAUUUAUUAUUAUUAAUUACAUUAAAAUGUUAUUUCAUAAUUGUUUUUAUUAAUUAUUAUUUUGUUAUCUUCUCAGAUUUUAUCAGCUUCUGGCUCUGUACAUCUUCUUUCUCAUCACCUUAAGUGUUGCUGUUCUCCUCCGCCCUCUUGGUGUAAGUUCCAACCAAUUUUGUUACAUUGCCUUUUUUAACUUUGCAAUUGAUGUUUCAUUUUAAAUUUUUGCUUCAAAUUACUGACAGAAAUUAUACGCUGUAACGUGGCUGGAUCCAGGGAUUUUUCUCAGGAGGGGCCAGGUGCACCAAUAAGGAAGGAUGUAACUGAUGGGCGACUUAAACAAAUUUUAAAAGCAAAUAAUGGAAAAGACGGCUUAUGACCAGGCAAUAACAUUAUGUGAACUGCUGGGAAUACUUACAUGUAGCAAACAUACAGCGGAUUUUGUAUGACUAUGAAGUUGUUUUAGAAAUUUCAGGUCAUCUCAUAAUGUGGUGCCCACUCCCUGCACCCUUUCCAUAGAUCCACCUCUGCAUAAGUAGAAAGGGCAUUUUGUACCAAUGACAUUUUGUACCUACUACAUGUUUAUAACAAUUAACUACAGGGAAACCAAACCAGAGUAGUUAAUGACUAAUUUGAACACUCAAUGUAGAACUUAAACCUCAUGUAGUAUCUACAUGUACAUAACAUGUGUCCUCUUGUGAUGGGUGAAUUUAAAAAUAGCAAAUGAUGAUUUUUGUGGUACCUUGUAGGACUUGCAUUGUGAUGACAAUGUUAAAAACAGCAGCCCUAUUAACUCCUCCAUGACAUCAAAUACCACAAGUUGUGAUUCCUGUUUUCUCCUUAACACAAUUAAGAAUGACAGCACUCAACAGGUUUGUGGUUUCUGUAUACUUGGUCAUUAAUUGCAUGGAUUCUCUUCAAUCUAGCAUUAUCAUGAUAUUAAGUCAGUAUGAGUAACUCUUUUUAAUUGUUCUUGAGAAUAGAACCCUGUAGUAUUUGCACAAUUUCUCUGUUGUCAUGGUUCACAUAAUUGCCUAAGUUGAUUAUUUUGGCAAUAACAAUGUAUUUGUAUUUCAAACUGAGACGUAUUAUACCUGCCUUGAAGCCUGAAAAAAAUAGCUGCCAUUUAAUAACAAAUUGCCUUUGAAAGGCUAAAUGAAAAAGCUUUAAAAAGGCAUCUCAUUUGCUUUUAUUCAGUAGGAUUUUUUUAGUAACAUUUUUCUUAACUUCAACCCCACCCCAAUUUUCCUGGCAAUGGUAUAGUGUUGCUUCUUUUUUUCCUAUAACUGUGGUGUCUAAACAAAGGGUCUUAUAUGCAAAAUCUCAGUAAUGUCAGAACCUCUUUAAACUGAACUUAUUUUCUACAGGUUCGAGCUGCUUUUGAAAUCCUGACAUUGCUGUUUGCUUUCAUCUACAUCCUUAUCCUCAUUCGAGAGGUGAUUUUUCAGGAGGGACUCAAGCCUGUUUUCUUUGACUUGGUAAGAGUUGCAUUAUUUAGCAGUUAGGAAAGGUUAAUGAUUUUCACUUUUCACUUCUUUUAAAUUAGUACAAGAAAGUACAGUCAAUGUUACUGUUUACAAUAACCUGGUAUGGUAUGUUCCUCACUAAGUAUUUUACAUUGCAUUGUCCAUUGCAGUUGAAAAAUUGGACUCAUGGCUCUUCAGGGGGAGGGGAAAUCGAGAAGUGAUCAACGUGAUAACAUUUAAUUUAAUUUUUGUGGUGUUUCUUUUGUUUCAUCAACCCUGUUUUAUUUCAUGGUAUACUUUGUUCAGGUUCACAACCCUCUGCGACUCCUGCUGGUGUUAUCUUGUGUAAUAUUACUAACCUGCUUAGCAGCACGCUUCACUUGUGAACCUAAUCUUGAAGAUCACCUGGUAAUUGCAGCUCUUGUUCUGGCCUGGCCUUACUCUCUCACAUUCUGCAGGUGUGACAAUAAAUUCACUUUGUUUUGUCCCUUAAAGCAUUAUAUUUACUUGCUGAGUGCAUGAAAAGUCAAAAUCAACAUCCCAAUUCUAAAAUAUUGUCCCUCUUCUUGCAGCUGUUCAAUGCAGUGCUUUUCCACCCACUCAUGUUCACUGGUUACUCAAUUUUAAUGAGGAACUUGAAAACUAAAAAAAUAUGCUCAAUGUACAAUUACUCUCAUCAGAUGUUGUCAGUGCUGUGGUUUAAAGCCUGCUAUUGCUACAUUUUUGACAGUUACGUCUCUGUCUUUUCUCUCAUUUAAAAGUAGAAUCCAUUCUUGAUCAGAAUCACUUUCCAUUUGAUGAUGUAAGUUAUACUGUAUGGUGAUAAUGACAUACUUUAAUUUUGUGUUUCAGGGGGUUUGCUCUUGUAGGGCCUUUCGUGGUUAUGAUCUAUCAGAUGUUAAGGAGAGAUUUCAUCAUUUUCUUCAUUAUUUAUAUGAUUUUUGUAAUUGGAUUUUCUCAAGGUGAGGUAGAUUUGUUAGUUAUGUCAUUAUUCAAUUCAAUUUUCAGCCUCAGUCGCAUUGUACUUUCUGAGAUUCUGCAAAUUUGCUAGCUUUUCUAUUUUAAUGAGGUUAUUAUCUUGUUGGUAAAGGUUUCUGCCAUAGUAAUGUUUUGCUCUCAAAUAGUCUCCCUCAUAAAGUUAUACAAGCAGGAUCUCUGAAUUUUUAGGUAUUCUUUAUGUUAACAAUUUUUUUAACACUUAGAAGCCUGACAUUAUGGAAUACUAGUAUUUUGUUAGUUAAUAAAUUAAAAUUAAUAUAAUACUAGUAAAUAGAUUUUGACAAUUUAUGACAUUGUUUUGUAUGUUUUGUCUCAAAUCUGACUGAUUGCGAAGGCAAAUAAAUGAAAAUUACAACUACACAUAACUACAAUAACCGUAUAAUGCUGUGAAAAAUGAUUAGAUAACUGCAACCUCAUCUCCCUGGGGUUUUUUUUAAUUUUCUUUUAGGCUGGUUUGCGAGAAAGUUUUGGUGUUGAUUUGGUAUUGUCUACAUUUUGUUUUCUUUAGCCAUGUUUUUGGUGACGCUUGGGUAUGACGACAAAUCCGUCCAGGAAAAUCUCUUUACACGCUGGUUUUCUGCCGGUCUUGGACUCGUAAUUCUUUCAUUAGGAGAAUAUGAGGUAUGCUCUGAACCGUAGGUGCACCUAUGUUAUUAGUGGAACAGGUCGGUAAAACGUGUAGGAAAGACAGUAUUGAAUGAAUUCUCAUUGAGCCGUUGUCAAUUGAGUUUCGAAAGUAAUCCAUGAUUGCUUUGUUCUUGCUUAACUUCGCUCUGUUAAUGGUCCAGAAAACUCGCGCCACCUUCUCAACCAAUCAGAUUGAAAACUUACCGGUAUACCAAUCGUGAUUGGUCACUCGUGUUUUCCCGCGUUUCAUGCAGUUUGCCUGUUGUUACUGGGAGUUCUAAUUGGCUAGUGAUGAUGUCAACCUUCGCUGCAAUUGGCUGUCUUGAUUACUUUGGUUUUUCGAAACUCAAGUGAGAACUGUGAGAUCAUUUGUACACAGGUUGAGCUCCUCUGAACAGGUAAAUCUGAAAGUCUUUCAAGCUCUUCUGUGAUGGUAUACUUCAAGAUAUAGAACAUGAGGAGAAUAUCUUAGAAAAUGUGUCCCUUCCUAUGAAGUCCUUGUCAGUAAAUAAUGUGACAUUUGCUUUAAGAUAUUUUUCUAUUUCAAUCUCUUGCUAGGCAUUUUUCCAGUAAUUCACCAAUUUUUCAGUAUUUUUCAUCAAUGAUCAUGCGCUUGUAAAAAAAUUGAUUCCUUUGCCCUGUGUGUUCCGCUUUUUUUUUUUUUUAUCUAAUUGGGCAAUGUGGUAUCAUCAUAACGUUCAUAACAGGCCUACAUUUAUAACAUGUAGUCUCACAAUUUUUCAAUUUCAGGAGUUGUAUGAACAAGUGGCACACAGUAACUCGCCGUUUAAGAUUCUGGGUUUGGUAAGAAACCUCCAUCCUUUUCCAUUGACAUGAGGAUUCAUUUUCGUAUCUGGGGGUAUUCAGUUGGAGGGAAAAAGUGAUCCAGGCUUUCAUUAGUUUUGUUGCAUUGGAGAACUUUUAAAAAACUCCCUUCAUACUUGAGAUGCAAAACUUAAACCAUUAGCAGCCAGCUUGUUCACUUGUCCCUUUCUCGAGGGCUGUCACAUGAAUUUGUUUUGAGUUCCUUGGCUUCUUGUUGUUAUAACCUUAGUUCUGAUUGGCCGGUAUCGAUUAGUUAUGGUUUUAUGACAUUCCCUCGAAAUGUUUUCUGUUGCUAUUGUUCUGAACUCGUAAACUGGUUGCUUACUUGUUCCUUUUUUUCCUGCAGAUCAUGUUUUUUCUGUUUAUGAUCCUCGGAGCCUUGUUGAUUGUGAACAUGUUGAUUGCUAUGAUGGGAAACACGUACCUUAAAGUUGCAGAAACCGAAAAGGAAUGGACACGACAGGUAAAUGAAAUGAACUUUUCCCGCCGCAAGAUUUUAUCAAUUUCUUCACUUCAUUUUAGAAAAAUUUUCAAUAGAGUGUCAGAAGUAAUCUGGGAUUGCUGUAAAUUUGCUUUCUUCCGUUUUAUGAUUGGUCCAGAAAACUUGCACCACUUUCUCAACCAAUCAGAUUCAAAACUAAAACCCAUCGCGACUUGGUCACCCGCGUUUUCCCGCGCUUCAGGCAGUGUGCUUGUUUUUACUUCGAGUUAUCAUUGGCUACUGUGAUAUUUCCCUUGCUAUGAUUGGCUGUAAUGAUUGCUUUGGUUUUGUGUUACGACAAUCAGUUGAAAAGUGCUCCACUGAUUUACUCUAUAUGAUUAACUAAAAUGGUAUUUUUUUCUCUUAGUGGGCUCGUAUCGUACUUGCCGUAGAGCGCAUGCUCACCCCGAAACAAAGGCUCGCUGCACAGAAGCUGUACUCACAGAGCGUGGGUACUAACGAGGAAAGAGCACUGAUCAUGAGGCUGCGGAAACAUGAAGAUCACCAACAGGUUAGUAUGUUGACAGCUCUUCUUCAAGUUAUAAAAAAUAAAUUUAUGGAAGAUAAAUGAAUGUUACUAAAUGAAAGUUUACCUUUGGUCUUCUCAGAGUGAAUAUUGCGAUGUACUUUGUACAUUUUGUCGUAUUUCAGGCGCUGUAUUUGUCGAUUUGAACUGAUUUAUUCAUAACUUGCCGGUAUCAAGCAGUUGUCCUGAAGAUUUUAUUACCUAGCCCUUCAUGUGAGUCGCUCACCAAUUUUCCUAAAUUUGUUUCAUGUUUCCCAGACCCAAGUUUCUAACGAUCCAAAACAACGGGCAAAAGGCAAAGUCAAGGAUUCCAUACCACUGCCGAGGAAGGAUUACGAUUGGUUGGAUACGAGUGUGUGAAGAAAUCCUAUUGGUUCGCUGUCACUGAAUCGAUUAAUGGACACCACAUGUAGUGAAUUAUUAACUCCCUGAGUCUCCUUGAGUCAUGUGAUCUCGUUAUUAUCCAAAUGAGUGUAUUCAGUAAACAUUUUUCAUGAGUUAUUCAUAAUUCUUUACAAAGUUUUUUGAACUUUCACAUUUGUAGCUUAACCUCAUCGUAGAACACUUAUUUAAGGCAGUUCGACCCAAGAAACAUUUGUCAAAAUUCUUUUUUGGUGCAAAAACACAAUUUGAUAAAAUACAAUGUGAACGUCUCCUCCUUCAUUUAAUAACCUUUGCAGGUAAAUGAAUCACGAAUCAAAGUUAUAGGAGUUUCUGUUUGUUCUACUAAUGAAUGUUUUUUCAAACACCAAUGCAUUUUGUAGUAGUUUGAGUAUUUCUUGUGAAAAUACUUGUACAUUUAUUUUAUUACAAGUAUCAGUCUCUCUUUUUACUUAUUUCGCACAGUGGCUGGUCGUAAAUACUUUCAUAAUUAUUUGUAAUUUUUAAAGAGACUGGGUUCGUCUUCAUCGUAUCGAACGGUUUACAAAUAGUAGUUUUAAGUUUCAUUGAUUCUGAAAGUUAAAACGCACGGUUGGUAAGGGAAAAAGGUUGCCCUUCCAAACAGAAUAUUUGUUAUAUGUGGAUUUGAACUGAAGUAUUUGAAAUUGUUGAAAUGCGGAAAUUUCAUGCACGAAAUAUGAUGCAAUUGGUAGGAUCUUUUUCAAAAGAAACCUAGUGAACGUUAUUUAUCAGCAAUCGUGUAAUUUAUUUAGACGAUAUUUUUUGAAAUUUUGUUCAGUAACGUAUAAAAACAAGACGCAAGUAGGACAACAGAUAACAAUUUCGUCAUAUUCUCAUAUUCUCAUGGACAUCGAGGAGCAGGUUAUUUUGGCUGGCCGAGAUACUACCCAUAAAGUCGCAAUACACUAUAAUGAAACAUAAGUGGUGUAAUAGAUAUGAGAUAUGAUAAUUAUUGCCUCGAAGGCACGGUAUUAUUUGUUCUGUGACCAUUAAGUUGAAACUGUGUAUGAACCUUAGUAGCCGGACCCAAUUAUUUACUUAAGAAGGGUGCGCAGGACAAGUACAAAAACGAUUCUUUCAAAACUUUUCUUUAUUUUUCGAGUCAGAACGCGAAACUCUUCAUUCUUCACCCAUCGAAAAACGCGACUUGUUUUUCUUCGGUUCUA